GAAGUGGAGUUGUAGGUAAGUAAAAGAAGGGAGCCGCGGAGUGGAGCCGAAAAACAGUUUUGUAAAUUGUUGCGAAGAGAAUCUAAAAGCCCAGAAUAAGAUUCUCUCUCUCUCUCUCUCGAAGCAUCUCACUUGCUUGUGUUCAAGACUCCUCGAAGCAUCUCCUCGUGUCAGGCCGACAACAAGAAGAAGAAGAAGAAGAAGAAGAAGAAGACUCCAAGUGACCUCUGCAUCCGCUGCUCUGGGGAUGUAAAAAAACUGAGCAACAGCAGGAUGAGCAACAACGAAGGUUUUGACGGACAUAUACUGUCUGAGAAGCUCUCUAAACUCAACAAUUCACAACAAAGCAUCGAGUGUAUCCUCAAAAACAUACUACUUGCUGUAUCUGAUUUUUAGUGUCAUGGACUCGUUUAUCAUCUUCUGAGGGAGUCUUAUUUGUUUUUGUGCUCUUUCUCGUUGGUGUAUUUCUCAUCGGAAGAAAGCAAAGCAGAUUGUUGAAACAUGGGACAAGUAUUUCAAUUCUUCCCAAAAAGAUCAGCGUGUGUCUUUUCUAUAUCUGGCGAAUGACAUAUUGCAAAACAGUAGGCGAAAGGGCAGUGAGUUUGUGAAUGAAUUUUGGAAAGUUCUUCCUGCAGCUCUCAAGCAUGUUUAUGAAAAUGGUGAUGACCACGGAAAGAAAGCUGCCAUGAGACUGGUUGACAUAUGGGAUGAAAGGAAGGUUUUUGGUUCUCGAGGGCAAACUCUUAAAGAUGAAAUGACGGGAAAGAAUCCUCCUCCACCUAUAAGCAACGGAAAGAUUUCAAAUCCUAUCAAGAUAGUGAAGAGGGAUGCACACUCAGUUAGAAUCAAAUUGGCUGUUGGAGGUCUACCAGAAAAGAUACUCACCGCACUUCAACCUGUUCUUGAUGAACAUGCUAGCGAAGAAGCUGCUUUAAACAAGUGUAGUGUUGCUGCACAUUAUGUGGGUAAAAUAGAGGAAGAGGUUGAAAACAACUUGACUCAAGGGACUCAGCAGAGAUCUACAUUGUUGGAUGAUCUGAAGGAGCAGGAAGAUGUACUUAAUCUAUCUAUUGGACAGCUUGAAGCUGUGGCAGCAACAAGAUCUGCCUUGGUUUUGCAGCUUAAAGAAGCACUUCAGGACCAAGAACCAAAGCUGGAAGCUGUUCGCACUCAGUUACAAGUUACACAACAUCAGAUUGAGAAAGUAAGCAAUAUUAGAAGGAGACUGUCUUUGUCGCCACAAAGCAAUGUCAGUAACAUGACAGCUGAAUCUACAAGGAUGUUAGAACCAACUGGCAUCCAAUCGCAGCCUCCUAACCAACCUGUGAUUUCUUUUGCUCCUGUCAAAAUCACCGAUGAAGAGAACAAGAAAGCAGCAGCAGCUGCUGUUGCUGCUAAACUUGCUGCAUCCACAUCCUCUGCACAAAUGUUGACUUCUGUUCUUUCUUCUCUGGUUGCUGAAGAAGCUGCAUCUAUGUUUUCUCCAGAAAAAAGGCAGAAACUUGAGAAAUCUAUGUCUGUUUCUGAUGGCAAUGCUGAAGUUGGCAGUGCAGCCUAUUUUACCCCUCUACAACAGCAAACAAUGACUAGUGUGCCACUGGCACCAUCAACAAGCAUGCAAACUAUGUCCCAAGCUAACCAGAUGCAAAGUCCUUUUGGUCCGCCCCCACUGCCCCCAGCACCAUCUCAAUCUUCUGCAACUCCACCAUCGAAUCAGUAUGUCCAAACUGGUGGCCUUAUGGUGGGUGUAAUGCCUUAUGGAUAUGGAUCAAAUAAUUUGCCACCUCCGCCCCCCAUGCCUCCACAUAUUUCAAUGGGUCUGUCGAGGCCCACGCAACCCCAACAACAGUCACUGCCCCAGCAGCAGCAACAGCAACAGCAGGUGCAGCCAGCUAGUGGAGGUUAUUAUCGGCCGUUGGGUAUGGGGUUCUAUGGGCAAAGUAAUCAGUCAGCUUCACAGCCAGUUCCUCGACAAUGAGCACUGGACAUCAGCCAGGACAUCUGCAAGUUUAGCCAAGAUUUCCUCUUGGAAACUGUAUGGAACCAGUGGGAUUUCUUAUAGGUGUUGUGUUAUUAUGUAAAUUAGUAGAUAGAAGUUUCUUCUAAAUGUUUAGGCCUACCCUCCCUCAGUCAAUAUCUGCAGUCCUUUUAUGGCUUUUAGAAAGGAAGUUUCAUGAUAGCUCUAUUUCAAUUUGACAUGAAGUGCCUAACGUGAAUGUACCACCUGUGCCAAUUGCAUUGGCGUUGUAAACCAGAGUUUGGGGCGUCACUAAAAUUUGUACUUUGGAAUGUGCUUUGUUAGUAUCCUCAGGUGCCUCCAAGAGGCCGAAACCCAGUUAGCUUUGACAUGAGCCCCAGUCAAACGGAUUUUGUUGACCCACCCUAUGAGUGGGGACUAUGCUUUGUUGCUUACAUACUUGGAUUCGUGGUUAUAGCACGACUUAUAAUCGUAUGCAUUAAUCUUUA
Molecule: messenger RNA, 2466 nt
Organism: Rosa chinensis
Lineage: Eukaryota; Viridiplantae; Streptophyta; Magnoliopsida; Rosales; Rosaceae
Product: histone acetyltransferase KAT6A
Exons: 8
Coding region: 686-1978 (430 amino acids)
Biological process (GO): mRNA 3'-end processing
Cellular component (GO): RNA polymerase II, holoenzyme
Molecular function (GO): RNA polymerase II complex binding
Source: RefSeq, a predicted model, not a curated record